CCAAAAUGGCGGCUGUCGAAAGGGGACAAAAAUUACAGCUAUCUUUUACUUUGACGAUUAUAUAGAAAUCGGCCUGAAAAUUGGUACAUAGUAACCAACAUAGAAGUUGUUUGUCUUCUAUAGUCUUUCUCCAGAAAUUACUAGAACCAUGGAGACAGUUUCAUUGAAACCCAAGGACAUUCUUCUCCAUAUGUGCAAGAGUGAAGAAAAUUUAUGGACUCAGAGAGAUGCAUCAGAAGGUUCUGUUUGUACAGAUUUGGGUUCUAGCAUUCUACGGGAAUGUAAAUGUCUGAGGAAGAUACAUGACCACUUUAGUAAUCUGAAUAAAAGAAAAUGUUGCAUGAGUUUGGCUGUCUGCAAAACAACAUUCAGUAAUUUUAGAGUGGUUAGAAGUGAUGGCAGAGAUAAAGGAAUUGAAGAAGGUGCAAUGUCUAAAACCCUCAUCGACAACUCACAGCUGGUGGCUGAACUAGAUGAAAAGGAAUUUAGAGUGUUUAGAUAUGCCUACAUGUGUGCCUCAUACCCUGUCUUGGGUGCACCUGACCCUCCAUCUCCACAGACCCCUCCACUUACUCCAACAGGUCAAGGAAAUAUUAGGAUCCAGUUCAAAGAUUUAAAGUCACAGAUAAUGAGAACACAAUCUGGUGACGAUGUAGAGGAUGAGACAUCAAUUGUUCCUGCAGAAACACUCUUUGAAUUGUUAAGACGGGUAUUCAGGCUAAGUCCCAAUACAUUUUACCAGUAUGAAAUAUAUAUAAGGAAUUCCUAUGGCAAAAGAGAUGCUGAACCAAACAGAAUUUUGGCAGAGGAAUUAGUUGGACAGUUGGCUUCACUUGAAAACAAUAGCAAUCCAUAUUACACACCAAAACACUUCAUGACACAGUUUGGAUAUGACAGAUGGCAGAGGAAAGAAUUCAUUCACAUUGCAGAACUGAUGAGAAAAUUUUGGCAUGUUGCCCAUCCACAUAAACGUAACAACCAUAUACAGUUUCUACAGACUGUUCAUGAUGAUUAUGUAGUACUCAUGGAGAAAUUGUUGAGGUAUGAAUCAGCCUAUAGACAAGCUGAUAAUACACAAACCACACUUUUGUCAUCAGCAUCGAUCAGACUUCUGAAAGAAUUUGGAUUACGAUAUGGAGUAGGAGAGUUGUACAGAAGAAUAGUCUAUCUACGAUACUUGGUUGCAAACUUUGAUCCUUCUGUCUGGUUGAUUCAGCAUUGUAUUUUUGGAGUGAUAUUUGUUUUAGAAAUUCUGCCAAACCGAGAAGAUAUGGUCAGAAAAGAGUUAGAAAUUCUGUGUGACAGUAUCAAGAAGCUACAAAGCAAAGCACUGACAACCUUAUCUAAGAUGAAGAGUGUUUUCCCUGAUAAUAAGCCUUCAAAUGGUAUUGAUAUGCUAAUAAGCCUGAUGGAAAAAACAUUGGAGGCACAAGUUCAUCUGAAAAUUCCAAAGGUUGAAUUGCUUGAUGAUCUCAUUAUACAGUGUAUAAAGGAAACCUUUCCACCAUCUUAUGAGAAAAUGAAGCUUGUUGCAAAAACAGAUUUGAAACAGGAUAGCAAUGGCUACCUUACUCCAUCACUGUUGAAUAUGGUAAUUGGUAAAAUUCGAGACGAAGUUAGCCAUUACAGGACGUAUUAUCAAGGGACAUUUAGCAGAUAUUGUAAUGUCACAGAACUGGCUGCACAAAGUCUUUACACUCUUUUUAUGGAUGAUUUACAACAGUUUUUCAAAGUUUAUGAUGCUCAGCCUACAAGUAAAUCAAUAGAUAAACAGCUGUUAGGAUUGGGGUAUAGACUACAUGACCUUGACAAUGACUGGAAUCAGUAUGUAUCUGGACAUCCAAGCUCUUACUUAUGGAGAGAAUUUUUCUACAAACAGUCACUUCACUGGCUAAGCAUAUUGAAGACACUCACACAACAAAGUGUACUGCUAGCAGUAGGAUUAGAUCGUUUUACUACCCAGUGCUUUUAUGAUGUUGGAUCAACAUACCAAGUAUCAUUAAGUUCUGUAUCUAGUCCCAGAGACAGAACAAUGUCUUUGAAAUCAAUAACACCAUCUAUCAACAGUGCAUUCAGUGGACUAGUAUCAUCUAACUCUACCCCAGUUUACAGUAAUAUUUGGAGCCAUCCUGGUGAUGUAUCCCAAUCCAAUGUCCAGACCUCAGCUUUCAAACCAAAAACUUCUGAAUCAAUAAAGACAACCAGCUCUUUCAAACACAGAUAUAACCCAGAGACAAGAUCACUUGAUGGAACAGAGGACACUGAAGGUCAUUUGAUCGAUGAAGCAGAAGCUGUCACAUUCAGUUCACUUAGGUCGUGUAGUUCACUACCAGAUAAUCUCAGUAAAAGUUAUGAUCAUUAUCUAAAUGUUCCUCGAAAAGUUUUAAGUCUUUCACGCCAAAUUGACACCAAUCCAAACAGACAUUCUGAUGAGAAUCAAGAAGACGAGCAGAGAAGAACUUUAGCUGAAAAGAUCAUGUAUGAGUUAUCUCCCAUGGAGAAUUAUAGACGGGAACAUGACAAUGAAGAAAAAGAAAUCACUGUCAUAUUGGAUAAAAAGAAAGAGAAAAAUAUCAAGCGUGUUAAAAAAGGACCUGAAAUUGAAAUUCUUGAAAUGUCAAACAGUAUAGAAAAUAGUGAUAAAGCAGAUACUGAUGAAAAAGUUGAGAAUGUUGAAAAUUAUUUCAAAAUAGAAAAUUUUAAAAAUGAUGUCAGAAAAGAAAGUGACACCAAAAUAGACAAUUUUGAAACAAGCAUAAAAAAAGAUGAUGUUACAAAAAUGGAAUGUGCUGAAAAUGAUUUUGAAAUAGAUAAUGUCAAAAAUAAUGAAAAAGGAAGUUCUGAAAAUGAUAACAAUUCACAUGUUGCCGAAAAGGGAGGGAAAGCAGUUGAUGUUGAAAACGACAUCAAUGAAGAUGACAUUGAAAUGGAUCAUACAGAUUCAGAUCACUCGGAUCAUUCAGAUGAAUUCAGUUUCCCUCCAUUGUCUGAAGUUGCUAAAACUGAUGAUCAAUCUAGUCUUUAUAAAGAUCCUGUAAAAACUGUGAUAAAAAAUGUUGUACAUGAGAUCCCACAACCUAUUAAAACUGUACCACUGGUUCCAUAUUCAGAUUUGGAUCAAAGUGAAAAUGUUCGGAAAUUAAAAACUGUCAGUCCAAAACUUAUUAAGCCAAUUGCCCAUAAACUUAAAGCCGAACCAGUUGUUAGGUCAGUAUCCUCAUGUAGCAAUGAAAGUUCAAAAGUAAAGAAAACUGCUUUACUGCCUGUAUCAGGUUCAGUUCUGGAUAUAGUUGUCAUUUUACAAAGAUUAGUGGAGUUCAGUCAAACAUUAUGUCAGUCAUUUGUGCAGAGUGUGUGGACAGUGGGGACAUACCAAAUGGCUUCCAUUUCUUCUUAUGAAAUGAAGAGGAAAUUACACGAAACAAAUAUAAAGAUGAUGAACAACAUUCUUCACUUGUAUGCAAAUAACAUUUUAUGUUUUGACUUGUGUGGAACUACAAAUAGUGAGGCGAGGAAGUUGACUGGUUCCUUGUUAAUGGAUGACUUGCAAACGAUGAAAUCAAAAGGCAUGAUCUGGGGAUGUCGUCAUAAUUUGUCUGGUGAGAAAGAUUGCUUCCAUUAUCUCAAGAGUAAAGCAGAGCUGUUGAGUGAUCGUUAUGAACCUGUUUCUAAAGAUAUGUGUACUAGGAUUAAUAAUGUUUUCAUGCUAUUGGAAUGUAUAGAUGUCUACUAUAAAAGAUUAGGAGCAGUUUUUAAAGUGUCCACAGAAGUCACACAUAGAUUACAGCAACAGAAAAGCACAGAUAGUGAUGAUUGGCAGGACCAGACGUCCCAGAAUCCAGCAGAUUUCUGUCAUAUAUCGCAUGUAGUUAGUGUAUUGUGUCGAAUUAUGGCAUACAGGAUAAAUUUGUUUGUGAAUGAUGCAGUGACUGUACUAUUAACCCUGAAGAGGCUCUUGGUACCAGUAGAAGUAUGCCUAUUACCAUUAACACAGUUCUUACAGUCUUACAUUAACUCAUUACAAGAGUGGUUAUACAGAAGCUGUUACAGACGAGUCAUGGAAUUUCUUUGGAUCUUUAUAGUCAGGAAUUUUGAAAAACAAGUGUUUGAGGUACUGAGAGGAGAUCAUGGUUCUGUUGAAUAUGCUCAGCUCUUGAUACAAGCCUUUACGCAUUUAAUGAAGUUUAUGACAGAACAGAACAGAACCAUCAGGGUAUCACUGCUUUUACCUGAAGCUGAAAAUGUAAUGUUCAGGUUACAACUUUGUGCUACAGCUACCAAUCAGCUGAUUACUCUGUAUAGACAUGUCAUUGAUUAUUACAACAAUGACGAGUGUACAAAUUUUACAUUACACUUGAUACUUCACAAGCUGAGAGAAGAUUUACUCAAGUAUAGAAAAUGUUUCAGUGGAUCGGAGUUUGUUAAGUGGAUAAUGGAGAACCAUGACUUGAUUAAACCGCUCAGUCGACAAUUAGAUUUGCCAACAGAUUAUAUUCUUAUAACAAAAGAAAUAGCAACAUUAAUGGGCAGAAUAUUUUUGGAAAGUAACUUGAUAGUUGAUGCAGAAAUUUAUGAUGAGCAUGAUCAAGAUAAUAGAAUGGACCUUGAUACAAGCCUUGAUGCAACAAAUUAUCCUCAAUUGAGCAUCAUGGAAAAUGAACAGAAUAACAGAAAGGGAGAUAAUCACUCAACUGAUAGUGAUGCAACACCAACUGAUACAUAUCCCAAAACUCAAUAUAGGGUACAUGGCAAAACUAUAGUGUCACCUGUGCAGCUACCAAGACAGGCCAAACAGGCAAACAGAAGUUUUAAUAAACCUGUCUUUCAAAUAUCCUGUGAUACACCAAUGUCUUUCAGUACAUUAUUCAAUGAGAGUGAUGGCCCGGUUUUUGAAAACUGUGAUAGUCAUUUUUACUACAUUGCUACCAUGGCAACUCUCCACAAUGCAGGAAACCAUGAACCUCCAUCUGAGUUAGAUAUUUUAGUGGACCAAUGUUUCCAAAGUCAUGUUUCUUCAAAUUAUUUACUGCAUAUAAUUUAUAGUCGUAGAAAGUUUGAUUCCUGUGCCAAAGUUUUUCUCCAGAACCAAUCAGCCUCUGUACUGAGGAAACUUAAAGCAGAUUUAGAAGAUCACACUUCUUGUGAAAUAAGUUAGUUUUAUUUGAGAAUCUGAUCAUAUUUAAUUUUUAUUUCCAUCAGAUACAUUUAUAAGUGUCAACACCCCAGAAUUUAAAAAAAAAAACAAUGUUUGUCAUCCUGACCAUUGUCCAAAGAAGAGCUCACAUCUCUCUUUUGAAGGGAAACUUCCUAUUUUCUCCCAUCCACCUUUUUAUGACUAAUACAUAGCUGUUUAAGCUAAAUUAUUUACAAUACAGUUAUUGCUAUUUGAAAUGUAAUUUUUUAUUAUUAAGUCUUAAAGGUCAGUAUCAAUUGAAUGCCUAUUUAAAAGAAUUGUUUAAGUAUAGUAAUGGAAAACUGGCUCUACAUCCUAUCUCCCAGUGAGAAUUUUUAUGAAAGAUUUCCCAAUAUAAAGGCUUGAGAGGUUGACACUUUUGUAUUUUAUGAUCUUUAUGAGACAAUCAUGUUUAAAUGUAUUGAUACUUUGGAUUUUUAAAAUAAAACAAUAUAUUCAUUUAUAUCAGAUAUGAAAUGUUU
Messenger RNA from Mytilus californianus (California mussel), 5655 nucleotides. RefSeq lists its product as uncharacterized. The record is from RefSeq and is a predicted model, not a curated record. Lineage: Eukaryota; Metazoa; Mollusca; Bivalvia; Mytilida; Mytilidae. The coding region runs from base 149 to 5155 and encodes 1668 amino acids. The transcript is spliced from 32 exons.